Messenger RNA from Onthophagus taurus, 3348 nucleotides. It is a transcript of the gene SREBP, whose product is annotated as Sterol regulatory element binding protein. Gene Ontology annotation, cellular component: nucleus. The record is from RefSeq and is a predicted model, not a curated record. Lineage: Eukaryota; Metazoa; Arthropoda; Insecta; Coleoptera; Scarabaeidae. Gene Ontology annotation, molecular function: DNA-binding transcription factor activity, RNA polymerase II-specific; RNA polymerase II cis-regulatory region sequence-specific DNA binding; protein dimerization activity. Gene Ontology annotation, biological process: regulation of transcription by RNA polymerase II.
ACUCGUUUCGUGAUUCGUCGAUGACAAAUGUGCUGAUCUGCUGCGACGAUUUUAAUUCAACACUAAGAAAUGUAUAAAUUUCCUUAAAAUAAAUCACUAAUGGCAGAUUUCAACCCCCAUUUCGCCAAUUCGGGCGAAGAUUUCAAUAUAAACGAACUAAGCGGGAUCGAUGAUAUUUUAUCGACGUGCGAAAAGGAUUUAAUGCAAGGGGAACUCUUCGAGGAUGAAACGUUUUUGAGUCAAUUAGAUCCUUUGGUAACUGCGAAUGAUUUAUCGUUUGAUCUUUCUUUGGAUCCACAAACUUUAUCGCCACCGUUAGAGCAUAAUGUGUAUAACUCGAUGCAAGUUGAUCGGUUAUUCAAUGGAAAUAGCGGGUUAACAUUGAAUGAAUUGCAAGGGCAAACCCCGUUGCAGCUGAAUCAAAAUCGUGUGGCUAACAUUCAACCAUCACAACAAACCGUGUUGAUUUCUAACGUGAAUCAACAUCCAUCAAUGGUUUGUUCUAAUUUACCCCAACAACAAAUAAUUGUUCAAUCUAAUCCUGUUCAAAUAACUUCACCACCUCAAAAAAUCCCAAAAACUCAACAACAACAACAGCAACAACACGUUGUUGUCCAAAAUAUUAGCCAAAUCCCUCCCAAUCAACUCCAACAAUUAUUACUUCAAACCAAAGUUCUUAAAUCUGACCAACCAUCAACUCAACAAACAACAUUUAUGUAUACAACAGCCCCUUUAACGACUGUUACUACAUCGAAUACACAAAAUAAUCAAUCUCAAUUACAUACUUUGGUUAAUGGGGGACAAAUAUUGGCCGCUGGAAUCCCGGUUGUUAUUGAUUCGGAGAAUAAAGUUGCUAUUAAUCGAAUUGCAACUCCUCAACAACAGGUUAAAGAACCAAAAGUAAAAGAGGUGAAGAGAAGUGCUCAUAAUGCUAUUGAGAGGAAAUACAGGACCAGUAUUAAUGAUAAAAUCGUGGAGUUAAAAAAUAUGAUUGUUGGUGUUGAUGCUAAGCUUAAUAAAUCAGCAAUUUUACGUAAAACAAUCGAAUACAUCCGUUUCCUCCAAAACUCCAACGCUAAAUUAAAACAAGAAAACAUGGCUUUGAAAAUGGCAGCACGUAAAAACACGCUAAAAGAUCUCCUUUCGCCAACGAAAAUCGAAGAAAUCCCGCCGGAUUAUUUCCCGGAUUGCACCCCACCCCCUUCAGAUGUUUCAAAUUUAUCUCCCGUCCAUUCAAUCCCAUCAAGCCCCGAAUAUCAAUCUCAAGUAAAAGAAGAACGCGACGAAGACAUGUCCCCAAAAGGUGGGAUGUUGGAUCAUUCAAAAUUUAUUUUAUGUAUGUUUAUGUUCGUUGUUGUUGCGUUUAAUCCAUUCGGCGUUGCUUUUAAUAAAUUGGGGCAAUUCGAGGAACUUGGAUUUGAUGGAAAAAGAAAACUAUUGUUUAAAGAUGAUGGUUCUUCAUGGAGUUACCCAAGUUUCAUUUUAUGGGGAGUUAAUUUCUUAAUUUUGGGACUAUGUUUGAUAAAAAUGUUCGUUUAUGGAGACCCAAUUCUUCCAAGUAAGUCGAAAGAUUCCCAAAAUUUCUGGAGACAUCGCCGCCAAGCGGAUAUUUAUCUAUCAAACGGUGAUAUUUCCGGGGCUAAAUUAGAAUUGAAACGUUGCUUACAAACUUUUGGAACACAACUACCAAGUACUCGAUUUGAACGAUUAACCUCGCUUUGUUGGCAAUUAAUUCGUCAAUGUUUUCAUCGAAUUUGGAUUGGAAAAUGGUUAUCAAGGCAUUCAGGUGGCUUCUUUUCCGAUGGAAUCGUUCGUUUUGAAGCGUUAACAUCUUGCAGAGAAUUAGCUUUGGUUUAUCAUGGUUUAAAUCAGCUUUAUUUGAUUGAAAAUAAAGAUCAAGAAGGUGGUCAUUCUUUGGGGUUAAUACUGGCUUUAAACGCUACAAAUUUAGCAGAGGCCGCUGGAAACAAAAUAACCCAUUCGCAAAUCGUCGAUAUCUACGUUGCAAUGACCUUGAGAAUCAAAUCGAGUUGUUAUCAAUUUUUACAAAGCCUUUUACAACGAUAUUAUAUGGGUUUGGCAAAACAUGCGUGUGUUAAUUCUUGUGAUGCAAUCCCUUCGAGGUUACAAUGGCUUUUUACACCGUUUGGGUAUAAAUAUUUUAUUGGAUGGAAAUUCAAAUUUGAUCUUAAACCUGAGGAAGGAUUGUGUUUUGGAACAUUGGGAAAUCGAGCUGAUCCAAUGGCUUAUGUGAUGAAGGAUUAUAGGGAGUAUUUAAUAGGGAAAGCUUUGCAAACUUUGGUUGCACCAGGAAGUAAAAUUAAAGAAGAUGAUUCAAUGAAAAAAACUCAUACUUCUGACGUUUUAAAUUAUAUUCAAUUAUUGUUUGAUAAUGUUGCAAAAGAUGUUUCAAGUGUUUUUGGAUCGGAUGUUUUACACAAAUAUGAUGAUGAAAUAGCUCAUUGGUGGACAAAUGUAGUCGCUGUGGGUUCAUAUUGGUUAUUAGCCGAAUAUUCAAACGCCGAAAGAUUAUAUUCUAAAGUGGAAAAUAUUCCUGAGUCUUUAUUAAAUUUGAACGAUCCUCUCCCAAGAGCAAUAUUAGAAGCUUUUCGGUCCCAAAAGAUGCUUUUUAAUAAAGACCCACAAAGCAGAAAUUCUGUACUUCAACAAUGCGCGAUUGCUUCGCAAUUAAUUGAAGAAAGUAUCACUUAUGGAAAUUGUAAACCACAAACUAGUAAAGCUUUAUACGCCCAACUUUUGGUUUGUGACUGGAUUUUAGAAACUCGGACGUCGUUUUGGGAAGACAUGAAAGAAGUUGAUAAACAAAAUGUUUCAGUUUCAAACUCAAUUUUAUUAUCUUUCCAAAGAGAUGUUACAAGUUUAAAAAAUUUAACUCAACAUAUACCGUCUGCAAUUUCAAGAGUGUUUCUGUAUGAAGCAACCUCAAGAUUAAUGGCGGGAGCAGCACCAGGAAGAACCCAACAACUUCUAGAUAAAAGUUUAAGACAUCGACAUGCAAAACCUUCAAUUAUUUGUGGGAAAGAUAAAAACCAUCAAGAUUUAGGUGGAGAAAGGCAACAUGCCACAGCUUUAUAUUUGGCAUGUAGGCAUUUACCAGGGCAGUUAUUGUCAUCGCCUGGUGAAAAAGCAGGGAUGUUAGCAGAAGCUGCAAAAACGUUGGAGAGAAUUGGUGAUAAAAAGAAGUUGCAGGAUUGUUAUAAAUUGAUGAAAACGCUUGGACCGAAUUCGGUUACUAAUUAGUAAGAAUUAAGGUAGGAUUUUUUUUGAUUAAUUUAUUUUAAGAUUUGUUUUUAUAAAUUGUACAUAAUAUUUUUAUUAAUAAUAAAA